Liolophura sinensis is the source of this 1926-nucleotide messenger RNA. RefSeq lists its product as uncharacterized. The record is from RefSeq and is a predicted model, not a curated record. The transcript is spliced from 2 exons. NCBI's taxonomy places the organism in Eukaryota, Metazoa, Mollusca, Polyplacophora, Chitonida, Chitonidae. Bases 13 to 1023 code for a protein of 336 amino acids.
AAUUGGAGCUACAUGUUUGUCAUGACCAGAAUGAUGGCUGGUUUCAGUGAAUUAGGAAGUGGCCAGAGGGAAAGAUGGAUCCCAAGGCUUCGGAUAUUGACGGUCAAACGAUUGAUGUUCGUUUUCCUACUGGUAGAUAUGAUCUUUUUGAGAUUUUACAUCUCACAGGUUUCCUCAAGGCCACAUUUGUCCUUUACGACUCGCCGCUCGCUUGUAUUCCUGGAGCGCCCUCUACCGGUCAGUCAGGAAACAAAUGCCAAGAAGCCCUAUCUUGAUGUGGUGUGUGUAUUUCCCCUCAUGGACACGGUUGAGUGGUCCAAGGCCAGGUACUCCCACGUGAACGGCACCGAGCUGAUAAAUCGGGAGAAGGAGUAUAUUGUCAGUCUAAAAAGAAACCUAAACCACUCAUCCGUAUUGUCCGUCCAUUUGUUCAGCCACAAACCAGAACAGUUGUACGAGAAACUCACAGUACAGUAUGGCGUCGACAUGAAAAAGGUGGUCUUCUACAACUCCACGGAGAAUCCAACCUACCAAGAAAUGUUUGGUUACGUGUCUCGCUUUUUACAAGGACGUUUCAUUAUGAUUCUCAACGCGGACAACUAUAUGGGAGACGGUUUUGUGGACUUGGAUUUGGACUAUCUGAGAAAGAAUAAGGUGAUGUACUCCUUGACACGGAGAUUUCCUGUCCCGAUGCCAACCGGAUGUCGGGUAACUAACAAGGCGCACUGUGAACAGAACAGUGCCUAUCUUGGUUCUCAUGACUCGUUCCUGUUCUUUGUCGCCUCACAACUCCCGGGGAACUUCCUAGCUGAACUCAAUUAUCCAAGUCAUGUUUACGGAUCAGAAAACAUAGCCAUUUGGGCUUUCAAGCAUAUCCUUAAAUUUUCUGUGUUGAAUCCUUGCAAGAAGGUGCACAUUCAUCACCUCCACUGCACUGCCAUCAGCGCCAAAGGACGGAUAAGGCUAAAUGUUAGAGGGAGAUAUGGCACUGCAAAGAUUACCGACAAUAUUUAUGUCCCCUGAGCCAGUGUCACCAAAAGUAACAGUAAGCAGACUUUACUUGAAGGUGAUUGUUAUGAAGAUUAAUUAUUCCACAACCGUUUUACUGUGUCCACGGUAGUAUAUAGGCACUGUGACAUUAUGCACGUUUUGGAAUGAACACUUGGGCUAUAAGUGUUAUUAGUAUAACAGAUAUAGUCGAUGGAUGUAAUACACAAACUAUAAUACCUGUAGACGGUCAUAUCGGCAAUCAUAAUACUGUAUCACAUUGCGCCACUUAAAGUAAUCAGAUGUUUUUAUUUAAAAUACAAAAUUAUCUAUUUAUAUUUUCUUUAAACAAGACCUAAUGGAAAAAAUGGAUACCUUAUCAUUACAUACAAAUCAUUCAUACUAAUCAUCUGUAGACGGUCAUAUCGGCAAUCAUAAUACUGUAUCACAUUGCGCCACAUAAAGUAAUCAGAUGUUUUUAUUUAAAAUACAAAAUUAUCUAUUUAUAUUUUCUUUAAACAAGACCUAAUGGAAAAAAUGGAUACCUUAUCAUUACAUACAAAUCAUUUCCUAUUCGUCUGUUGUAAUUCAUUUUAGCGAUAAAAGGGAGAUAAUCCACUACAAAAGUAUCUAUUUAUACUUUCUUUAAACAGGCCUUAAUGGAAGAAAGAAUACCUUAUUAUUACAUACAAAGCAGUUUCUAUCUAUCUGCAGGAAUUUAUUUUAACAAUAUAAUGGCGAUAAUCCAUUUAAGAUACUCCUAAAAUACUUCCCGCUUUUUUACGUUGUAAGAUUAAAUGCCAGAGGCCAUAAGUGAUGUAUUUGUAUACAAAUAUGUAUGGAAAGGGGAGUAGGCCUAUCUGUGUGUGAACCAAACAUACAUAUACGUAAAAACAUCAUAUACACUCUACACUGGUACAUAAUUAUAUGUAGAAAUAU